This is a messenger RNA of Aegilops tauschii subsp. strangulata, 580 nucleotides long. Lineage: Eukaryota; Viridiplantae; Streptophyta; Magnoliopsida; Poales; Poaceae. The record is from RefSeq and is a predicted model, not a curated record.
CUCGCACGCGAGGUCAAUUUAGGUAUCCAGAGUAAACUCUUGUGUGGGGCGGAAAGAAAAAGUUAGGGUAAAGCCCCGCACGUCGCCGUCUCUCUUCCCCCAAUGGCACAGUGGAUCUCGUCGACGCCGUGCGACGCGUCCGGCUGCGAGGCGACAGAGGAAGCACCGCUGCUGGACGUUGAGAAGGGCGUACCCGAAGAACACGCCACGGCGUCGCCUGCGGACGAUGGGGGCGUGGAAGCGACGAAGUGGCUGUCCUGCCGGCGCUUUUUCCAGGUGUUCUUGGCCGUUGUGUGGCUGUACAUGGUGAAUCAGAUGAGGAUAGCCUAUAACGCCUACGAUGACGACGAAACGAGACCGUUCAUGGUGUUUCUGCUGGUAGUGAUGGCCUUGAGUGUCGCCAACGUGUUUCUCUUGUUCAGCACACAGCCUUUGUACCCUCCGGCACAAUCUGCCUCCGUGCUUCACUGAUUUGUUUGGUAGCUAGCCCGCUUUUACCACAAGUGUAACGGUCAAUUUAGCCGCUGGAAAGAUAUAUGGCAUUACCCAGAUUUGUGGCAUGAAUAUAUGGCAGUGUGUA